Molecule: messenger RNA, 1257 nt
Organism: Fraxinus pennsylvanica
Lineage: Eukaryota; Viridiplantae; Streptophyta; Magnoliopsida; Lamiales; Oleaceae
Source: the annotation of a GenBank genome assembly
AUGGGGCAUAACUCCCAACACCCCAACUCAGAAUCUGCCAUCAAGACUAACCAUGAAGUGCUGGCUUCAGUCAUUGGAAGAGGCUUCUCUGCUAUGCUAACACCAGAUCAAGCUGCAAAGCUUGAAGGAAUUUGGCCUGAAUCGAAGAGCUUCAACGGCUACGGAUUAGGACCUGUGCCCGCAAAAUUCAAGGGGGAAUGCUCAGCUGAAGAGAAUUUCACAUUGUCCAACUGCAACAGAAAAAUUGUGGGAGCCAGAUUUUAUUCAACAGGGUUUGAAGCAGAAAAUGGUCCUCUAGAAUCAUUUGGUCUUACAUUUUUCCGAUCUGCACGAGAUAGUGAUGGGCACGGAACCCAUACUGCCUCCACUAUUGCAGGAGCACCAGUUGACAAUGUUAACUUAUUUGGAGUAGGGACAGGCACUGCAAGUGGAGACGUUCUUGCUGCUUUAGACGAUGCUACUAAUGAUGGAGUCGAUAUUAUAUCCAUGUCCCUUGGACCAGAUCCGCCCCCCAACCUAUCUAUUUUGAGAAUGCAAUUUCAAAUGGAAGGCUUCAGUAUACAUCCACAAAACAAGGAGAGCUUUUACGGUUUGAUAGCAGGGAGCAUGGCAUUGGUUCCUGGAGUUACCCCAAAAAAUGCUAGAUUUGCAUUAGUACAUGGAGCCACCCACAAUACAAAGCGUUACAUUGUCUACACGGGGCAUAACUCCCAACACCCCAACUCAGAAUCUGCCAUCAAGACUAACCAUGAGGUGCUGGCUUCAGUCAUUGGAAGCCAUGAUGGAGUACAAGAUGCAGCACUUCACCAUUAUACAAAAACUUUCAGAGGCUUCUCUGCUAUGGAAUUUGGCCUGAAUCGAAGAGCUUCAACGGCUAUGCCUGCAAAAUUCAAGGGCGAAUGCUCAGCUGAAGAGAAUUUCCCAUUGUCCAACUGCAACAGGGACAGUGCUCCACUUGCAAUCUACAAGGCUUGCUGGUUCAAUCUCUGUAGUGAUGCAGACGUUCUUGCUGCUUUAGAUGAUGCUACUAAUGAUGGAGUCGAUAUUAUAUCCAUGUCCCUUGGACCAGAUCCACCCCAACCUAUCUAUUUUGAGAAUCCAAUUUCAAUUGGAAAUUUCUAUGCUUUUCAAAAAGGAAUUGUGAUUUCUGCAUCAGCCGGGAGCAGUUUUUUCACAAGUACUGCAACUAAUAUUGCUCCUUGGAUCCUAACUGUUGCAGCAAGCUUCAUGGACCGUGAAAUUCAGACUAAUAUCUAA